AUGCAGUUAACUAUAGUGAUGAUCAUGCUGGGUGCUAUAUCUUUAGCCAGAGCUAAUAUGGAUGCGAUGAAUAAUUCCCUCAUGCUUGUGAUCCUGUUCUUACCUGCUGGUGCGCAGAAUAUGUACGGACCAAUACAUCUUGAAGCCUGGGCGGAACCCAAUUGCCAAGGUGGUGACACGGCUAUUACGUUUACCGACAAUUUUUAUGGACGAAAUUUAUCAAUCGCUUUGGUAUUCCGAGAGCGCAGUGCUUCUGCGCUCUCGGAAUACCACAAGGCCUGCGCUAGUUGCCGCAGGGUUGGGGAAUACAUUACUCGACUACUGUACCAAGGAAGGAGGAUAGCACCGCAGUGGGAUAUCCCGAUCAAGGCAUAUCGAGAGGAGCCAUCGAUGGGUCUGGCUGUUCGGUUGGUAUAUCGUUUGGGAUUGGAAAUGUCUAAUCAGGUCUACUCGGGUGUUGAAGACAUGGCUGAUGAACAGAUGAUGAGGCUCAAUUGGACAUCCGUGCCACCUUGGAUUUGA
Molecule: messenger RNA, 522 nt
Organism: Aspergillus vadensis CBS 113365
Lineage: Eukaryota; Fungi; Ascomycota; Eurotiomycetes; Eurotiales; Aspergillaceae
Exons: 3
Coding region: 1-522 (173 amino acids)
Source: RefSeq, a predicted model, not a curated record